This is a messenger RNA of Neoarius graeffei (lesser salmon catfish), 273 nucleotides long. Its product is annotated as liver-expressed antimicrobial peptide 2. The transcript is spliced from 3 exons. The record is from RefSeq and is a predicted model, not a curated record. Gene Ontology annotation, biological process: defense response to bacterium; antimicrobial humoral immune response mediated by antimicrobial peptide. NCBI's taxonomy places the organism in Eukaryota, Metazoa, Chordata, Actinopteri, Siluriformes, Ariidae. Bases 1 to 252 code for a protein of 83 amino acids.
AUGGCAUCAUCAGGAAUCACGCUCUUUGCACUUGCUGUGCUCGUGUCUCUAAUCUGUGUUAUCCAGGUAGAGACAGCUCCAGUAGUGGACACUUGGGCAUCAGGACUCCUACACCGUGCCAAACGUUCGCUUCUUUGGCGCUGGAACACGUUGAAGGCAGUUGGUGUAACAUGCAGAAAUGAUUACGAAUGUGCCACAAAUUACUGCAGGGGAAACAUCUGCACAUUCCAGCACAAAUCCUCUUCCUCCUAACAAGAAUGAUUUGAGAUUCUC